UCUGCGACCAGCGGGAAGUCCGCAUCAAGUGUAGUCAAGCCAGCUUUUUUUUACUUUGGAUUUGAGAAAGUUGUGCGAAAGCAAACAGCUUCGGGGAGAGCUGACAUGCUUCGUUCGUUCUUCGUUUUGCUUUGGCUCCAGAACUACUUGGAAAGGUCUGGUGUUCUCUCCCAAACACAAACGUUUUGCAACGGCGGGACGUGUUACAGUUUGCACUGGGAUGGAGGUUCCUUUGCCCGGGCAAAGGAGAGGUGUGAAGCUAACAAAGGAGUUCUUACCUCCAUGGAGAGUGAGCGCGAAGCAGAGAACAUUCGGCAGCUUUUAGCAAGAAAUGCGAAUGCCUCGCUCCAGCCCCAUUACCUGUGGAUUGGACUUCACCUGAAGGUCAAACAGUGUUACAUCGCUGAACAGCCCCUGCGAGGAUUUACAUGGAUCAGCGGGAAUGACAGUUCCACCUACAACCCCUGGAUCGAGGAACCGCUGCAAACCUGCACUCACGACAGAUGCGUGGCACUUGUGGCAAACUUCACAACACGAGUACAACUCAAGUGGAAUGCUUUAGCGUGUAACGCCAAAAGUUGCGAAGGUUUCAUCUGUAAGUAUCAGUUGUGCGAAAGCCUAAGUGCUGAUGUGGGAACGGUCGCUUACAGCCUUCCUUUACACACUCGCAGCCAGUUCUUCCCUCGUGUUCCCAGAGAUUCGGCUGCACUCAUUACUUGCAGCAAUGGCAAGUCAGUUGCUGUGAGAUGUGGGCUACAGCGGGGGCAAAUUAAAUGGUUAUAUUCGGGAAACUUGGAAUCUCUAUGCAACAGCUGUGGGGAAAUUACAAAAAAUGACUUUUGUCAAAAUAGAUGUUUUCGGACGGCCGAGGAGGACUUCUGUUUCUGUGACAAGGGUUUCUCAGCGAAUCUUCAUCUGUACAGAUGCGUUUCCGAGGCAGACUUGGAAAACAGUUUCAACGCGUCGUACGGGACUUUCCUGAAAGUUGAGAUCCCAGUUGCCAACCCCAUUUCCCCUGCUACCUCAAUAUCAGCGCCCACUUCAUCAAUAACUUUGCCCGGCCAUGCUGACAAUUCUACGACCACCUUUCGUUCAGAUGUCAGAGGCUUAGAGAGCGAGGCCCGCUCUAACGCGCCCUUCCUGCUCUACCAAGUUUUUAUUGGGGUCCUAGCUCUGAUGCUGCUGGUUGCAGUUGCGGUUAUAAUUAUCAUGAAGCGGGAGAACAAGGGUGCUCAGGAAAAGCAACUUCAGGCAUUUCGAAUGGAAAUCAAAAAUGCGGAUUCUGCGCUCCGAGAAGACGAAAACGCCCCAGAGAAUACCACCAUAAAUAUUACAAAUGAAAACCAUUACAUGGAGACACCUCCGGCGAGUGAAAAAGAGUUUAACUUGCCCAAGGAAAAUGGUGAAAUAAGUGUUUCGGUAGCACAGUGAGGAACCACACGGAGGUGCUCUGUCUAACGCUGUGACCCAUAACUGGCCCAGUGUCCAAGUUCACUUAAAUGUGCGUUAGAUCUUUCUUUAAAGUGCAAUGGUCAGUCAAAGUGGCCAGCACCUUUCCUGUAAAGGAAACUCAAGUAAUACUAGACAGUUCUAAAAGGCUGGACGACAGAAAUGGUGCCUGUGUUACUUAUCCAUUGUAUGUUGAAUCAUAUAUAUGCCUAGGUAUUUCAAAUGGAGAUACGAGAGAGAGAGAGAGCAGUUGCUGGAGAUCUGUAGCAACACACGCAAAUCGGCGGAGGAACUCCAGAUCAGGCGGCACUCAUAGAGAGAAACAAACAGUUGACGUCUCAGUCCUGCUGAAGGGUCUCAGUCCAAAACGACGACUGUCCAUUGCUCAAGCGGAAUGGUUCGGCGCGCCGACUGAAAUUGUGUGAAUUACUCUGUAAUCCUCUGGCUGACUUGGAUGCUUCCAGUAGAUUUGUAUAAACAUUACAGUGACUGGGACAUACAGAAAACGUGGUCAUUUAGUUACUAGCUGUGCAAAUAUGCCAACAGGCGCGAGAAUUCAAUAGGCAACACAAACCACGUAGUUCUGUUGACAUUGAUCUGAUGAGUAAAUCUCGUUUCCAGGAAACACGCGGCUGCACGGAUGCUGUUAAAAUACGAACACUCCACACCAGAGGAAAGGGAUGCACCCCAAAUUUAUUGCGAGUUUAUAUUAAAUGGAUAUGUGUAUUUGAAUUUAAAUGUUAAAGAAGUUAACGACGAUCUCCGCGGAACAUAAACGUACUAUUUAUAUUAGUCAGAGAAUGGAUCGAUCCAGUCUAGUGGUCAACAUUCGCAGGGCACAUUGUGGCAAAAUAAAAACCCACACAGCAUCGGUUUUGAAGCGAACACAUUCUUUAAACAAGAUUUUCCUGAGAGGCCCUGCCAGGCAAUAUUACAUCAGUGACCAUCAAGGAGAUUGCAGCUUGGAUAUGAAUCACUAGUGUGUUCCAUGCCGAAGGAUUUACUGCCUUGUUUCCUCAUGAAAAUGAACGACAGAUAUUAACACGAGAGAUUCUAGAGAUCGUGGUAAUGCUGAGCAACACACACGGAAUACUGGGGAAAGGCAGCCGGUCGGGCAGAGUCGAUGGCAGGAAAUAAUGUUCCGGGCAGACACUUUAUCACGACUGGAAAAGAAGAGAGCAGAAGGCAGAAUAAGAAGAUGGGAGGGGGGGGGGGGGGUGA
This is a messenger RNA of Hypanus sabinus (Atlantic stingray), 2670 nucleotides long. It is a transcript of the gene clec14a, whose product is annotated as C-type lectin domain containing 14A. Gene Ontology annotation, molecular function: extracellular matrix binding; extracellular matrix protein binding. The transcript has a single exon. Bases 106 to 1431 code for a protein of 441 amino acids. NCBI's taxonomy places the organism in Eukaryota, Metazoa, Chordata, Chondrichthyes, Myliobatiformes, Dasyatidae. Gene Ontology annotation, cellular component: extracellular matrix; external side of plasma membrane. Gene Ontology annotation, biological process: cell migration. The record is from RefSeq and is a predicted model, not a curated record.